AUGUCGGGUCGCGUACCCCUUGGCCAACCAGCCAAUCAACAGGCAGUCAUUGAUCUGACUGGCGACAGCGAAAUGGAAACAGAAAACAUUGCACCUGGCACAAAUGCUACCAACCGGUCCAAGGAUCCUCACGAUGCUAUCACUAAAGCACGUUUUGGUCCCGGUUUCACUCACCAGAUGCUACUGGGCGGAGUGGACGCGAAAUCAUUCCGGACAACAAAGAGAAAGAGUGUAGCAAGCUCUGAUCAGUCUGAUGGUUCUGACAGUGAUGCUCCACAUAAAUUUGCACGUCGAGCAACUCCCGUAUCCCAUGCUCAUCUCGCAACCUCAACCCCUCCGCCUACACUCCAGUCACAGUCGCAAUUCAGUGUGGUGAUUCCUUCACCAACUUCAUACCAAAAGCGUUUGAACGUUGUUGCGCAGCGAAAUGCAAUCAAAGGCACAAACGAGCAGAUUUUUCCUACAGACGCCGAAGAACGAAGAGUCGCUCGGGCAGCAUACCCGAAGUCGCGGGCACCCAUCGACCGCCGUUCGACCCCAUUGUCCUUCACUUCCAAAACAAACAAGCCCCUUAACCUUUCACCCGUUUCUUCGAAGCAGCACAUUGUUGAUAUCCGUGCCAAUCUUGACAAGAAGCUCAGCCAAAUUAAUGGGCCCCCGGUCAGCACUGCUGUGCAAAGCACUAAACUUCUUGCCAAAUUGGCAGAUAAUUUCGAAUUUACCAAUGACUACAUCGACCGCCCCGGUGUCUUUCGGGUGCAACAGGAAUACAACUAUGGCUGCUCCUGCGAUGAGGGCAAUUGUUCCAUUUCCUCGUGCGACUGCCUAGACCAAGAAAAGGACAGCGAAGACCGAAUUGUCCCUUAUGGGAAUUCUAAUGACAGACCCGGUCUCAUUGUGGCAUCCCAGAAGUUCCUUGUACGUAAAGCUAUGAUUAUGGAAUGCAACUCUCUCUGUAGCUGCAAUGGUGAUUGCUGGAAUCACGUUGUCCAGAAAGGAAGAACUGUUCGGCUACAGAUUUUUGAUGCCGGACAACGCGGCUUUGGCCUCCGUUCACCUGACCCGAUUGUUACCGGACAGUUCAUCGAUCGUUACCUUGGCGAAGUCAUUACUAAGAAUGAGGCCGAUGACCGCGAGAGUCUUACCGAAGGAUCCCACAACCAGUCAUACCUCUUCUCGUUGGAUUGGUAUGUCGACGACGACGAUAGCGAGGAGCAAAUGUGUGUCAUCGAUGGACGCAAAUUCGGAUCAGUCACCCGCUUCAUCAACCACUCAUGCAACCCGAAUUGCAAGAUUGUUCCCGUACAGACCACUUCUCAUGCCGAUACCAAAGUUUACACCCUUGCCUUCUUCGCCCUUCGUGACAUCCCCGCUGGCACCGAAUUGACUUUCGAUUACAACCCGACCAAUGAGGACAGCGACGACAGCGACGAGAGCGACUACGAUUCAAAGAGCCGAAAGAAAUUAGACCCGGAAGCAGUCCGAUGCCUCUGCGGCGAACCCAACUGCCGCGGCCAACUCUGGCCCAACCAACGCAAAGGCCAGAACACCAAGUCUUAA
Molecule: messenger RNA, 1560 nt
Organism: Penicillium antarcticum
Lineage: Eukaryota; Fungi; Ascomycota; Eurotiomycetes; Eurotiales; Aspergillaceae
Gene: clrD
Exons: 3
Coding region: 1-1560 (519 amino acids)
Cellular component (GO): nucleus
Molecular function (GO): protein binding; histone methyltransferase activity; zinc ion binding
Source: RefSeq, a predicted model, not a curated record